Messenger RNA from Phytophthora nicotianae INRA-310, 1453 nucleotides. RefSeq lists its product as hypothetical. Gene Ontology annotation, biological process: polysaccharide biosynthetic process. NCBI's taxonomy places the organism in Eukaryota, Oomycota, Peronosporomycetes, Peronosporales, Peronosporaceae. Gene Ontology annotation, cellular component: membrane. Gene Ontology annotation, molecular function: acyltransferase activity, transferring groups other than amino-acyl groups. The transcript has a single exon. The record is from RefSeq and is a predicted model, not a curated record. The coding region runs from base 32 to 1417 and encodes 461 amino acids.
CAACGUGAAGCACGUCUAGGACGGUGACAAGAUGCUUCAGGACGCGGGGAACACCAAACCAAGAGAACAAAAUGAAGAGGACACAGCCACAUCAAGUGGAACAGUUCAGCUGCAAGUAGUCGAGCUCUCGGACGAAGACACCUCGACCUCCUCUUCGGACUCAGAGGAUCAAAUCUUUGUAGGACAAGCUGCCAGUACGAAAUCGUCCGUCGAAAAACUCCCGGAGUCAAAGCCGCCAGCCCCACAAACCCCACAGACGAAGGUUCUGUUUCUCGAUGGGCUUCGUGGACUUGCAGCCAUGAUGGUAGUAGUACAGCACUCGCGUGAGUUCGUCCCGUCCCUCCAUCUCGGAUCAGCCGCUGUGGACGUGUUCUUCAUUCUGUCGUCGUUCCUGCUCACUUGGUUGUUCAUGAAGAAGAGCAUGAAGCUGCUCGCACAAGGUGCUAGUGUCCGAACGUGGGUAUUCGCACUCCUGGACUACUUCCAGAAGCGGUUCUUCCGAGUUUAUCCGCUGUUCGCAGUGACUGCUAUCGUUCUUCAUUUUCUAUCAUUUGAGAACCAGCGUCGCUACUUUAUCGUAAAAAAACCCAACCAGGUCCAACUGUACGAGACACUGACGUUUGAAUACGAACAUCGCUAUCACGUGUUCUGGACGUUACCGCUGGAGAUCGAGUACUACUUUAUCAUCCCAGUAUUUGUGCUGAUUGUACUACGAAUGCGUCGAUACUGGUGGGUUGGAGCAGUCCCUCUAUUCGUGUGGAUCGUACACGAAGGUUGGACGCUGGUUCGGAACAGCCACACGCCACUAAGUCUCCACCUUCACACGUUCAUGCUUGGAUCGCUGGCUGCUGUAAUCUUUGUGAAGAUCGACUUGUGGAUUAAGAAAACGGGAUUCACGUUCCACUUGUGGCACACGGUGCUUCUUCGAGCCGUAGAGUAUUUACUCAUCGCGCUGAUGUUGAGCGUCUUAUUUCGAGGCCUUUUAUUCGACUGGGUCAUGGCAAAUCCGGCGGCUCCACCCGAAGGAUUCCCGUUUAUCAGCGUGUAUGUGGCGUCGAUUAUAGUGAUCGAGAUCCUUCAACCGUCCUGUGUGUCUACGAUGUUUGAGUGGAGUGUGUUGCGAUUCUGGGGCAAGAUCAGCUUCUCUAUCUAUCUGCUGCAUACUUUUGUGAUAAAAUAUCCUGCGAUCAGCCACCAGCCCAAUUAUUUCAACCGCUUCUUCGCGCGGUUGUUCCUGGUUAUUGCACUUGCAACAGCGUCAUAUUAUACUAUCGAGUAUCCGUCCCAGUUGAUGGCGCAAAGGAUCUCUCGCUUUCUUGCUGCUCAAGAGAAGAAGAGCUCAGGUGGUUUGGGGAAGUUCGCAUGUAUGGAGAAGAUCAACAUGAGAAUGCAAAGUACUACUGUUGAGACGAAGUAAAAAGAUUUAAACGGAAAUAAUAUAAUAUAUUAGCAA